AUGCCGGUGUGUGGUAAAAACUACCAUACUUUUCGACUUGGCUCUAUUAACGUGAGGACAGGAAAGUGUGAAAGUAAAUUAGCUGACUGUGUUCUACAGUUCAAGAACCUGUCUCAUGAUAUCUCAUGCAUGCAGGAGGUAAGACAGAAAGGACAAGGAGAAAUCGUUUUUGAUGACCCUAUUCUCAAAGGAUGGCGUGUCAUAUAUAAUGGMAUGAAAACAGCAAAAGCGGGUGUAGCUAUUGCCCUCGCCCCUCAUGUCAAUCUAGUGGAUAUGGAUCAUGCAAUCGAGGGACGUCUGAGCAUGGUGCGAGUCACAGUACAUGGGAUUAAGUUGUCCAUCUUUACCUGUUAUUGCCCUACUGAAGAAUAUGCCGAAACCACCAAACAAGCAUUCUAUCAAGCACUGCAUAAAGCGAUAGGACAGGUCAAGACAAAACACCCAUCRUACAAGCUAAUCGUCGCCGGUGACUUCAACGCCACAAUCGGGAUGGACUGUGAUCCAAUUAAAUGGCACUGUGUCGGGCGUUUCCAUGACCCCAAUCCUACGAGCUAUAAUGGUGCAAGAUUSAUAGAAACKGCAGAGACCAACAASCUGUUCUUAUUAAACACGAUGUUCGACACAAAGUCCGACGAGCACAGAUGGUCUUUUGUAUCAAACCUKGGUUACAAACGAAGACUAGAUUACAUCAUGUCAGAGUGGUAUGUGAAACGGGCGACGAAGAACUGCAGGGUAUACCCCAUACAGAGCGAGCCCUUCRAAUCUGAUCACAGGGUGGUAGUAAUGCAGKCUAGUUUUCCAACAAAAAGGAAGACAAAGCAAAUAUUCUCAGGUAAACCUAAAUGUGAAACUCGUCAAGAUGUCAGGCAGCUCAGAGAUGACCAGUCUGUGCAGGAUGCGUAUAGCUCUAAGCUUGACCAACUCAUGCAACACAAACCGGAUUCACAGAACAUGGAUGACGUCGAGGAGUUUAUAUAUAGUCGAUACGAUCAAACAAGCCUCAAAGGAGGCACUCCCCUCACAUGUAAAGAGCAUAAUUCAAAAACCAUGGGUAAAUCAAAAAUACCAAGAACUCUUGUUAAAGCAACGUCAUGA
This is a messenger RNA of Exaiptasia diaphana, 1095 nucleotides long. RefSeq lists its product as uncharacterized. Bases 1 to 1095 code for a protein of 364 amino acids. Gene Ontology annotation, molecular function: catalytic activity. The record is from RefSeq and is a predicted model, not a curated record. Lineage: Eukaryota; Metazoa; Cnidaria; Anthozoa; Actiniaria; Aiptasiidae. The transcript has a single exon.